CACCUGCAGCCUGUGGAGGAGCAAAUGCCAGAGCAGGUGGAUGCCUGAAGGAGGCUGUGACCCCAUGGGAAGCCUGUGCUGGAGCAGGCUCCUGGCAGGACCUGUGGACCCGUGGAAAGAGCAGCCCACUCUGGAGAAGGGUUGCUGGCAGGACCUGUGAUCUUGGGGUGGACCACACUGGAACAUCCUGUUUCUGAAGGACUGCACUCUGUGGAAGGGACCCACCCGGAGCAGUUAAUGAAGAGCUACAGCCAUGGGAAGGACCCACCUUGGAGAAUUUUCUGGAGAACUGUCUCCCGUGGGAGACACAACAUGCCGGAGCGAAGGAAGACUGUCUCCCAUGGGACAGAGCCCGUGCCGGAGCAGGGGAACAGUGUGACUGUCUCCAGUGGGAGCAAUCCCAUUCCAGAGCAGGGGAAAAAUGUUCCUGUCUGCAUUGGGAGCAAUCCCAUUCCGGAGCAGGGGAAAAAUGUUCCUGUUUGCAUUGUGAGCAAUCCCAUUGCGGAGCAGAGGAAAAAUGUUCCUGUCUGCAUUGGGAGCAAUCCCAUUCUGGAGCAGGGGAAAAAUGUUCCUGUCUGCAUUGGGAGCAAUCCCAUUCUGGAGCAGGGGAAAAAUGUUCCUGUCUGCAUUGGGAGCAAUCCCAUUCUGGAGCAGGGGAAAAAUGUUCCUGUCUGCAUUGGGAGCAAUCCCAUUCUGGAGCAGGGGAAAAAUGUUCCUGUCUGCAUUGGGAGCAAUCCCAUUCUGGAGCCGGGGAAAAGUGUUCCUGUCUCCAGUGGGAGCAACCCUAUUCUGGAGCAAGGGAAAAUUGUGCCUGUCUCCAGUGGGAACAACCCCAUUCCAGAACAGGGAAAAAAUGCUCCCGUCUCCAGUGGGAGCAACCCUAUUCUGGAGCAGGGAAAAAAUGCUCCUGUCUCCAGUGGGAGUGAUUCCAUGCCAGAGCAAGAGAAGAUUAUAACUGUCUCCAGUGGGAGAGACCCCAUUCCAGAGCAGGGGAAAGGUGUGAAUGUCUCCAGUGGGAGUAACCCCAGUCCAGAGCAAGGGAAGAGUGCAGUAAGUGUCUCCAGUGAGAGUGAUCCCAUUCUGGAGCAGGGCAAAAGUGUGACUGUCUCCAGUGGGAAUGACCCUCUUCCAGUGCAGGGGGAGAGUGUGAAUGUCUCCAGUGGGAGAGACCCCAUGCCAGAACAAGGGAAGAGUGUAAUUGUUUCCAGUGGGAUCGACCCUAUUCCAGAGCAGGGGAAGAGUGUAACAACUGUCUCCAGUGAGAGUGACCCCAUUCCAGAGCAGGGGAAGAGUGUGAAGAGUCCUCUCCACAAGGAAGAAGGAGCAGCAGAAACACCGUGUGAGGAGCCGACCGCAACCCCCGUUCCCCGUAGCUCUGAGCUGCUGCGGGAAAAGAGGUGCCAGUCAGCCACUCCGCCGCCCCUGUUGUCCCCUCAAAGAAGCCCUGCCUAUCCCCUCAGUGACAGCGAGGACUCCUCCCGCUCCACUGGGCUCUCCAGAGUCUCCAGCUCCAGGCUGUGCCUCAAGGACUGGAACAGCCGCACGUCUACGCUGCGCAGCACCUCCACCAGCCCAUCGGACACCGAGUCCCCGAGCCGCCCCCUCAAAGCCAUCAGUGUGGGUGCUCUGGAUAAAAGGCUGUCCGUGUUCAAGGCUGACCAAAAGGAGAGUCCAAAUGAGGGUCAAGAUGGGGAAGCAGUAGGGAGCCAUCCACUCGCCCGGAGCACUCUGUCUUUGGGCACCGCAGCCAAAUUGAGGACCCUCUCUGGCAGCAGGGUGAGCGUCCGCUCGCAGGCGCUGGACAUCAGGCAGAAGAUCACAGAAUGGGAGUGCCGCCGGGAGCUGUCCCCCAGGGCCAGCGUGUGCAUGGACAAGAGGGACGCUGGGGAGAGGUCGGGCAGUGAGAGCUGCCCCAGUGUGCUGACCUCUCCCUGCAGCGACAAGACAUUUGAUUUCAAAGGGCUCAGAAGAAUGAGCCGAACAUUUUCUGAGUGCUCUUACCCAGAAACAGAGGAGGAGGAACUGCUGGACAGGGAUUCCUGCCAUCGGUUUGAAAAGAGACCAGGCAGGAGCGAACCUCCUUCUGCCACUUUCCUUAAGAGCCAUGUGAGGAAAGAGUCCUCUGCUGUGCUCAACAGAAUCCAGAAGAUUGAGCAGGCACUGAAGGAGCAGUCGGGCAGAGGCCUCCCCCAGUUACCAAGUAGCUGCUACAGCGUUGACAAAGGGAGGAAAAAGUCUGGGACUCUGACUACUGUGGAGGGACUGAGCGAAACCCCGAGCGAUAGCAAAGGCGGGGGCGUUGUUUUGGGGAGUGAACCAGAAACACCUCCUGAGGCUGAGAAAGGCAGUAAAACAAAACAGAGCGUUACUGCGAACUCAGCGGGCCCCAAAGCGCUCCUGGAAAGCGCGCCCAACAGUGCCGUGAAUCCCGUCCCCAAGCCCAAACGCACCUUUGAGUACGAGGCAGACAAGUCCCACAAGAGCAAACCAAGCAAUGGCCUACCUCCAUCUCCCACACCUGCUGCUCCUCCUCCCCUCCCGUCCACUCCCGCGCCCCCCGUGACCAGGAGGCAGAAGAAGGAGUCGCGCUUUCACCGAAAAUCCCAGAAUAGAAAAUCCUUUGAGUUUGAGGAUGCCUCAAGCCUGCAAUCCCUGUACCCUCCCUCCCCGACUGAAAAUGGAACCGAGAGCCAGCAUAAAUUUGGAUCCAAGAGCACUUUAGAAGAAAAUGCCUAUGAAGACAUUGUAGGCGAGUCACCCAAGGAAAACCCGUACGAGGAUGUGGAGCUGAAAGGCCGUCACGGGGGGCGAAAAUCCCAUCAGCUGUCCGAGAACUCCCUAGAUUCCCUGCACAGGAUGUGGACUCCGCAGAACAGGAAAUACACGGCUCCUGCGCAGCUGCCCUCGAAGGCCAGCAGCCACUCCCUGCGCGUGGGGAACUGGUCGGAGAGGAAGAGCCACCGCCUGCCGCGGCUGCCCAAGCGGCACAGCCACGAUGACAUGCUGCUGCUGGCUCAGCUGGGCAUCCCCUCGUCCCCCUCCAGCCUCAACGAGGACAGCCUGAGCACCGCCAGCGAGCUGCUGUCCACGCGGCGCGCCAGGAGGAUCCCAAAGCUUGUCCAAAGAAUCAAUUCCAUCUACAGUGCAAAAAGAGGGAAAAAACGACUCAAGAAACUUUCUAUGUCCAACAUUGAGACAGCGUCCCUACGAGAUGAGAACAGCGAGAGUGAGAGUGACUCAGAUGACAGGUUUAAAGCUCACACCCAGCGCCUCGUGCACAUCCAGUCAAUGCUGAAGAGGGCUCCAAGCUAUCGGACCCUGGAACUGGAGCUGAUUGAGUGGCAGGAGCGGGAGUUAUUUGAGUAUUUUGUGGUAGUGUCCCUGAAAAAGAAGCCUUCUAAAAACACUUACCUCCCAGAAGUGACAUACCAGUUUCCCAAGCUGGAGCGACCGACCAAGCAGAUGCGGGAAGCGGAGGAGCGCCUCAAGGCCAUCCCACAGUUCUGCUUCCCUGAUGCCAAGGACUGGCUCCCUGUCUCUGAGUACAGCAGUGAGACCUUCUCUUUCAUGCUGACCGGGGAGGAUGGGAGCCGGCGGUUCGGCUACUGCAGGAGGCUGCUGCCCAAUGGAAAAGGCCCACGCCUACCUGAAGUUUACUGUGUCAUCAGCCGCCUGGGGUGCUUUGACUUAUUUUCUAAGAUCCUGGAUGAGGUUGAAAGGAGAAGGGGAAUAUCUGCUGCCCUGGUUUAUCCAUUUAUGAGAAGUCUGAUGGAAUCUCCUUUUCCUGCACCUGGAAAGACAAUCAAAGUCAAAACCUUCCUGCCUGGAGCUGGAAAUGAGGUGAUCGAGCUGCGCAGGCCCAUGGACUCCCGCCUGGAGCACGUGGACUUCGAGUGCCUCUUCAAGUGCCUGAGCGUGCGGCAGAUCAUCCGCAUCUUCGCCUCCCUCCUGCUCGAGCGCCGCGUCAUCUUCGUGGCGGACAAGCUCAGCACCCUGUCAAGCUGCUCCCACGCUGUAGUGGCCCUGCUGUAUCCCUUCUCCUGGCAGCACACCUUCAUUCCUGUCCUGCCCUCGUCCAUGAUUGACAUCGUGUGCUGCCCUACCCCCUUCCUGGUGGGACUGCUCUCCAGCUCUCUGCCCAAACUCAAGGACCUGCCAGUAGAGGAGGCUUUGAUGGUUAACCUGGGAUCUGAUCGAUUCAUCAGACAGAUGGAUGAUGAGGACACACUAUUGCCUAGAAAAUUGCAAGCUGCUCUGGAGCAGGCUCUAGAGAGAAAGAAUGAACUGAUAAAUCAGGAUUCAGAUAGUGAUUCAGAUGAUGAAUGUAACACCCUGAAUGGAUUAGUGUCUGAGGUUUUUAUCCGAUUCUUUGUGGAGACAGUUGGCCAUUAUUCCCUGUUCCUAACCCAGAAUGAAAAAGGAGAGCGUGCCUUCCAAAGGGAGGCUUUCCGUAAAUCUGUGGCCUCCAAGAGUAUCCGCCGCUUCUUGGAAGUUUUCAUGGAAUCCCAAAUGUUCGCUGGCUUCAUCCAGGACAGAGAGCUGAGGAAAUGCAGGGCUAAAGGGCUCUUCGAGCAGAGGGUGGAACAGUAUUUGGAAGAGCUCCCGGACACAGAACAAAGUGGAGUAAACAAGUUCCUGCGAGGCCUCGGUAACAAAAUGAAGUUCCUUCACAAGAAGAACUAGCUCCUUCCUGCUGAAACACCAACCCAAAACCUAUUUAUGGCACUGUGCGAGACACCUGCGGCGUUGGAGUGCGGAGCGGGAGGAGAGCGGAGCGAGCUGAGGCAGCUCCAGGCGAUGAUCCGUGGAUGCUGUGUCAGUGUGCCUCGUGAGGGCUCCUCCGUGUUUUUGGGCAGAGUUUGUACAUAAUGUGCUGUAAGCUUUUGUAACUGAUUUUGUAAUGAGCGAGAAAACUGUGGUAAAUAUUUGUAUAUUCCUGAGAAUACCAGGUGCUUGUUUUUUUUCUUUAGUAUGAGUUGAGUUAUGCUUGGUGCAAAAACGAGUAGCUGAUUAUGUGCAGCUGACUGUCUCAGCAGAACCACUGACUUCAAGGGGUGUUUGGUGCCUGAACACUGCGGGGUGAAUGAGCUCGGGUACGUGGGAGAGGUUGUACGCACGGGGCCGCUCUCGUGCGGCACAGGCGCUUGUCUGUCUGUCUGUCUGUCUGUCUGUUUCCUUCGAACUGAUUUUAAAGGAGAAAUAACAAAGUAACUUGAUAAUAAGGUACUUGGUUCACAUUGCAGAACCUCCACUUGGUUUGAACUCUGGUCAGUAAACUCCUUAUAACGCACUCUGCACUAAGAUGCUAAGCCUGGGGGGAUGUCAGCGCUCUGACAUGCAAGCUGCAGCCAGUAGGUACAGUACAGCCUUUCCUAGAGUAUGUAUGUAUGGAUCCUAAUAAACUCUGUAAAUAGACCUGUUUGUUCAUAUUCAUUGCAAACCUCUGCACUUCCUCACGUGGAGCAGGUACAAACACAGCAACUCGCCUGUGAUUUUUAAAUGAAUUUGUAAUUAAAAUGUAAAGUGGCUAUUA
Molecule: messenger RNA, 5533 nt
Organism: Motacilla alba alba
Lineage: Eukaryota; Metazoa; Chordata; Aves; Passeriformes; Motacillidae
Gene: DENND2B
Product: DENN domain containing 2B
Exons: 19
Coding region: 238-4683 (1481 amino acids)
Biological process (GO): positive regulation of ERK1 and ERK2 cascade
Source: RefSeq, a predicted model, not a curated record